AUGGAAGAAAACGAAAGGGAAAUAAAAGAUGAUAAUAAACAUGUAUAUCAUGAAAAUGUAAAUGGGAUAGUGAAUAUGAAAAAAGAUAUCAGUGAUCCAGAAAAAUUAUAUCGAUCCAAAAUAGUAAAUAAAAAUGUAAAAGAAAGUGUAAUGUCAGAUAAUAUAAAUACGAUAACAAUUGAAAAAAUUACAAAUAUUCCAAAUGUAAUAUUUAAAGAAAUAAUAAAAGAACAUAACAAAGAAGAAGGAAAAAAAAUAUUUACAGAAUAUAUUGUAAAAAAUAACAUAAAUGGUAUAGAAAAACAAAAUAGUAAAAUAACAAAACCGUAUAAUGAUAUAUCGAUUGAUAAAAUAAGACAAGAAAUAUAUCACAAAGAAAUAAAAAAAUAUAUUCCAAAAGGUACUGAAUUAAUUGUUAAGAAAACUUUAAAAAUACCUAAAAUAAAACCAAAAUAUGUUGAAGUUCCUGUACCUAUAUAUACACCUUGCUAUAUUGAAGUCCCAAUACCUAUACAAUAUAUUCCAGUACCUAAGGAUGAAUUUAAAGAACAUUUUAUAUGUGGUGUGUUAAAUGUUGAUAAUAUAUCAAAAUAUCCAAAUGUAUAUAAUCCAGAUAAUAAUAAAGAAAUAAACAAUAAUAAAGAUAAUGAUAAAUCUUUUUUUUUUAAUUUAAAACGCGCAUUAAGUAUUAUUUUUCCAUGUGCACAAAUAUGUAACUAA
Molecule: messenger RNA, 720 nt
Organism: Plasmodium berghei ANKA
Lineage: Eukaryota; Apicomplexa; Aconoidasida; Haemosporida; Plasmodiidae
Product: PhIL1 interacting protein PIP3, putative
Exons: 1
Coding region: 1-720 (239 amino acids)
Source: RefSeq, a predicted model, not a curated record